Molecule: messenger RNA, 1110 nt
Organism: Daucus carota subsp. sativus
Lineage: Eukaryota; Viridiplantae; Streptophyta; Magnoliopsida; Apiales; Apiaceae
Exons: 2
Coding region: 1-1110 (369 amino acids)
Source: RefSeq, a predicted model, not a curated record
AUGGAAUCAUCUUCAUCUUUUCUUUGCUGUAACGAUCUUCUCUUCGAAAUCUUCAGCCAAUGUUCUCUGAAAUUGGUCGAUAAAUCGAAGACGGUUAGUAAGGUCUGUAAAGACAUCAUGUACGAGCCUAUGUUCAUGCAGUAUCACAAAAAGAAAACAGGCGCAAUUUAUGGAUACCUAAUCCAAAGCCUGUACAAGAAUAAUCACUUCUCUUCUGUUGUGUCUCUAGAUGAUGUGAUAAGUACAGUUUCUCUUGAUUUCUUGCCACGCAAGUCUCAGAUUUUAGCUUCUACGGAUCAGGGGAUUAUGUGCUGCAUUAGUAGAGAGAAUGGUUGGCGUAAUGAGAGAUUUUAUGUGUGUAAGCUGAUGACUAAGCAGAUUCAGAUGUUACCGAAUCCUAAAUUGCGGUAUAUGACGGAUAAGGUGGCUAUGGUGGUGCUUGAGUCGAAUCCUUUGCGUUAUAAGAUCAUUCGAUUAUCUGGACUAGAAACCAGGUUGUGGAGCGAUCACCACACUUAUCUAUGCGAGAUAUUUGAUUCCAAGACCUGGCUCUGGGAACAAUCUAAAAUCAUGCUGCCACUUCGAGUUCUUAUAAGCCGAGACUCCAUCUUCGUGAGCGGAAGCGUGCACUGGCUCCUCUCCGACAACCGGAUCCUGGCUUUCGACGUAAAAACCACGACACACACGAUCUUCUCCCUGCCACAUGAUGCAAGAGUCAAAGAAAACGAGUUUCACACAAUAAGACUAGUCAAGUACAAGGGCAAGCUGGGCCUAAUCAAGGGACUAGGAAGCGAAUUCGAGAUAUGGGAGCUCGAGAAUAGCCGAACUCGUGUUUGGAAGAGGAUUAAAGAGAUUAAUGCAGAAGCUGUGGAGAAGAAAGAACCGUAUUGUGUUCCUCAGGCAGUUGGUUUGUAUAGUCGAGAUGUUGCUUUGAUGAAAGGCCGGGAUUAUAUAUUUUAUAACUUCGAAGACGCGAGCUUGAGUGUGGCCAAGCUGGAUCACCAUCUCACCCAUCCUAAUGAUGUUUUUCCGUUCCGUUCGGAUCUUGAGCCUGUGGAUUUGAGAGGAUUGAGUUUUGCAGAUGUACUAGAUGAUAUAGCUAUAGCAUGA